This is a messenger RNA of Fusarium verticillioides 7600, 4005 nucleotides long. RefSeq lists its product as hypothetical. Gene Ontology annotation, biological process: regulation of cyclin-dependent protein serine/threonine kinase activity. Bases 870 to 3041 code for a protein of 723 amino acids. The record is from RefSeq and is a predicted model, not a curated record. Gene Ontology annotation, cellular component: cyclin-dependent protein kinase holoenzyme complex; nucleus. The transcript is spliced from 3 exons. NCBI's taxonomy places the organism in Eukaryota, Fungi, Ascomycota, Sordariomycetes, Hypocreales, Nectriaceae. Gene Ontology annotation, molecular function: cyclin-dependent protein serine/threonine kinase regulator activity; protein kinase binding.
GGCUGGGUCUGGGUAUAGGUAGGUUUGAACUGGGGACGGACACCCCUACUUUCUACUCCCUACGCUAGGUACUCUACGCUAAGUGCGCUAUACUAUACUGGGCUGCGUCUAGGAGAGAGAACCACACUUGCUUGACGAACGACGAGACUACCAAGUCUAAUCCAGAAGUCAACUACCUUACAGGACGUCUGUACAUACACACACACAACCACCAGCCAUGGACUGACUGAGCCCAUUCCGUUGUUGCUUCUUUUUCUUCUUUCCUUUUCCUGUUCUUGUUUUUAUUUCUUCUCUUCUAUUCCUCCCUGGCUACCUACCUUAGUAUCCAAACUUCCUAACCCGGGAAGUCCUCCAAGACCAUACUUAACUUCAACCUCAACCUCAACCUCCAUCUUCAAAGCGAAUACAACUCUUCUCCAGCCGCAGCGAGCUUAUACUAGCUGUCUUCCUUGUAGCUUUGUCCUCGCUGUCCGAUCUUACAAACCAGCAAUUACUCUGUCAUCCAGGAAACGAACGAUCUCCGCCGAAUUUCUUCGCUUUAGGCCGGUCUACUGCGAGUACACUGCCAGCCUGUGCCAGUCGAACAUGGCACUGGUCCUCCUAGAGUAUCUAUAGACCACAUUAUUCUCGACACACUCAUUCGCCGAUUUUACCUCCAAGCUCUCAAUAUAAAACGAAUGAAGGCCUCGGCGGGGUAAAUUCAAUUGUUUUGCCGGCACAAUAGGUCAAUACGCAGUGACGCAGUGCUGCCCACCCGGAGAGAGAGUGUGUGAAGCUUCCACGAGAUACCCAACCCGAAAUAACCUCGAAUUUGGCGAUUGCGCCUAUUGCUUCGCCCAAAAACAAGCAGGCGAAACGCAUAGGCCCCCAUGUCGGCUGGCACAUUACUCGGGACCUUGAACUUUCCUCCUUCACCUCCGCACGGCUCAGGCAGCCGGGAUCCCAGCUUUCCUUCAAGUAUACAACUACCAAAGCUGCAUUCUAGAUUCGACAACACUCUGUCAUCGCGAAACGGGCUUAGGACUCCUCCGACUGACGAAAUGAGCACUGUCUUUCAGCCCCAGCUGGCUUCAUGGGAGAAUCAUGCUAUUCACAACUAUCCUGCUGCAGUACCCCAGGCUGCCCGACCUGCUGCUCCUAUAACCGAUCCGAGAGCAUCUCAAUACUGCAGAUAUCCUACGCAGCAACAAGAUCAACGGCAGCAGCAACCACAACCACAACCACAACAACAACAACAAUCCACAUAUAACCACUACUACCAGCAUGAGCCAUCGACACAACCUGCACAGCCUCAGCUUAAUUUACAGCUGACGUCGCAAGUCUCUCAACACCGAAAUGGGUCAAUCUCAGCAGAGUCACAAGCCCCGGGACAGACCGUCAGGCCUUCAACGCCUGCGUCGACUGUGUCAGGGAGCAAGGACGAGUCCGAGUCGCUUGUCUAUCACAGCCUGCAAAUCCCCAAGUGCAUCAGCCCUUCAGGUGGAAACCUCGCCGAUUUCGCUGCUCAGAUGACUUGCUUGUUCUGGUUCGAAUCGAUUGAGGAACUCAAGCAGGCCGAGUCGAUCCGUGUCAGAGGCCCCAAUGCUCUAAUCCCUCGGUUACCAUCUCUUGCCAAUCCCCACGACCAAUUUCGGAAGUGGGUGUACAGCGUGUUGUCUACGACACAGGUGACCCAAAAUGUCAUCCUAUUGGCGUUGUUGUUCAUCUACCGAUUGAAGAUGUCAACUCCUCAAAUCAAAGGUCGUGCCGGCAGUGAAUAUCGAUUGUUGACUGUAGCCCUCAUGCUCGGGAACAAAUUCUUGGAUGAUAACACCUACACGAACAAGACCUGGGCCGAAGUGUCAAGCUUCGUUGUGCAGGAGAUCCAUGUCAUGGAGGUGGAGUUUCUGAGCAACAUGCGAUACAAUUUGGUUGCUACUAAGGAGCAAUGGGAGGGCUGGUUGGACAAGCUUUCCUGCUUCCACGAGUACUACGAGCGAGCUGUGCGAUUGCCAGCAUCCCCGAUCCAUAUUCCUUCGCCAACAAACAAGUCUCAUCACUCGCCUGUCGCUUCACCGACGGGUAUGAUGCAGCCCAUCACCAAUCUCCCUACUCCGGCUGUUACAACGACCAACUACUCACCUACCUCGAGUCAUUCCCAGAACUGGUCUGCAUACCACUCGAACACCGUCUCUCCAUUGGCUACCAAGCCCAACCUGCAGUUCCCUGUCUCACGGAAGCGAAGUCCCGAGGAAGAGAUUAUGGAACACCCCGCGAAGCGCCUUGCCCCCCCUGGACGAGUUCCAGCUCCCGCCAUGGUCCAAGCUGUCAACCCGCGAUCCAAUGGAAUCGUGGAGCCGGCGAGGCUGCCUGUUCCCCAUCUCACUGUCAUGACCGGACAACCCCAGAUGCAGCCUCAAACCCAGCCUCAAACCCAGCCUGCACUGACGCCCUUCAACAACGGCAACGUCAAUAUCAACGGGUAUCCUCAACCUACACAGCAGGUUGCCCAGCCUGUUCACGUCUCGCUUCCUCCAUUGCAGACCGGUAUGCGUGCCAUGUCAACAGUCUACCCAUCAGGCCCUGCCGCUAUGGUGCAAAAGCAAUCGCUUCCCACCACAACGGGUGUCACCAUGGCUCAAGCUAGCUUUCCUACUCAGGCACCUGUUAACUUCGGUACACCAAACAAGCAGCACAGUCCUGGACGUCUGGGUCCCUUUAACUCAUCGCCUCUGGCUGAGGCAUACGGUCAAGCAUCGGCUGUUCACACUCCUCUGGUGCACACUCCCAUUUCUAACUCGCCGAGUGUCUUCCUCCAACAGCGACCUAGUCCGUAUAAACCUGUGCGCCAUGUUAAUACGCUCUUGUGUCCCCCACCUUCGGCCUCACUUGAGCAAUAUCAUCUCGCUGUGCCUGUUCCCCCGACACAGAUGCACUAUCAGCCACUGGGACGACGAAACGACCUGCGAACUGGCAUUGUCCCAGAAUUUAUGGUCUAUAACCGCAGUCAUUCCCAAAACCUCCCCCCUCACGGACUCGCUCAGGGACACUACCCGUCUUAGGGAUGGCAGGGUUACCCUGCGCUCGUUCAUGAAUACCACCGCACCACACAACAAAAGCCCCAGCUCUGAGGCCAUUUGAAUUCAGCAUCUGAAGUAUGUUUCGCAUUUUUUCCACGGAUCGUCGAAUCCUUGUUUUUAUGAAGUUAGAUUUUUGGGGUCGGAUUUGCAUCACAGCAUCGCAUGGCAUAGGCGUUUGGAGGGAAAGAAAUAGGCCAGGCUAGGGGAGGAAAACUUAGGACCUUAACACUAAGUGAUAAAAAUACUUAGGUUAACUUAGCCUAAGUUUAGGUUUCUCUUUACCAAGUUUAUUUUGAUACCUUAUAUCAAGGUUUGGUGUUUUCUUACCCCCUGAGGCCAGGGUUUAACAGUCUCCCGGAUAGGACUACACAAGGAAACGGAUCAGGACAUCAGGGCUUUCGGUCGCAUUUGGCUUGGAGUUUGGCUUGUUUUUCUAGUGGUGAAUGCUGCGAGGCCAUAUACGUUGGCAAUGAAGCAUGUUUCACGAUGCAUUGAGCUUCCUCCCGGAAAGCUCAUCACAUAUCGCAGCGUUCAUCCAGCAUCGGAUUUCUCUGCAUGACGUCGGCGUCAACAUCGCCUGUAUAUAGACGGACGCGCAGGACGUCAGUUAUGACUCUUAGAAUAGAUCACAAUUAACAGAGGGUUCUGUCAAAAGCGCCAACCCCGCCUCAUACACCGCAGUUUGCUAUACAUCAUUGGCGCUUUACUCAUGACGAUGCUUCUGGUGUCAUGACUGUAUUUGUAGUGUCCCCGUUGGUCGGUGGCAUUAUGGUUAGACAACAUAUGCGCUUAUAGUUUCUGUUUGACUCGACGACAUGGGAUUAUGGUGUGUCCGAGUGUGGUUUUACUCGCUGGUACUUACUUAUGCGACUAUCUGAAGCUUGUAUCAUGGCAUACGACUUAUAUGACUUUUCUGUGUGUUUGAACACAUGUCAUUGGGUCAUAC